AUGGGAGGGGCUGAAGGCGCGGCGGAGCAGAACGAUGCCGAGUAUGGGGCUGGGCAGAACGACCAGACUAGCGAUGCGAUCUCCGUGAGUGGGCGUCCGUCCUUUUGGGCAAUCGUGUCUCCUACUGCCGAUCUUUCCGGUGUCAACCUUGUGUUCAGUAUUGCGGGCACGGACAGCGGCAAAUAUAGGAUUGAUCCGAUGACGGGCGAACUGUUCACCGCCCAAUGGAUCGACUACGAGACUGACGCCAUCGAUAUGUUCACGGUAGUCGUCUCCGAAGACUCCGUUAGCACUCUUAGUGUCAGCAAGGCAAACCCGGUUCCGGGAGUGUAUCAGGGCAAUCCGGAGCACGCGUUGGAUGAUCCUCGUCCAGAUAAUUUUGUGGAGACCGGCUGGGCGAACUGGGGCACGAUUCUACGGAUUGUGGUCAGGAGCGAAUCGCCUGACCCGGAUUGUGGGACAGGCCUGGACUGCAUUCGAUUGUAUGUUGCGGCCGAUGGCUCAGAGGAUGAGCAGGAACUGGUGGCGAUGAGGACUGGCGCGCCAGGGUACAAGUUUGUUGCUGCAGUCAAACUGGUGGAGACCGAGGCGGCGGGUGGUGAAACGCUUGAAGUAAUAGGCGCGGACGGCACAGCCAGGCAAGUGCAGGUUUUACAAUUGGGUGAGGACGACGAAGUAGAGAUUGAAUUCGACAAUCUGCGCGGCUCAGUGGAUGUGGAGAAUGGUCCGCCUGAGUUCACCUAUUUUCAGCCUGAUCACGGUUCAGCGUUUGACGACCAGGAUGUGGACUUCUCCAUCACAGUCCAGGACGCAGAAUCGGGCUUGCCUGAGCCUGAAGACCUACCGGACAGAGACGGCGACCAGGACUACACCCCUGUGGCUGCGCUGGUGCAUGACAGCCAAUGCUAUAACAGUUCUCAGGAUGAAGACGGCUUCGCAGCAGUUGAGAACUUGAGGCUGCGCGAUGGCGCGAUAUAUUGCUUUGGGCAGCCAGAGAUUCACCCGAUACGCGAUGAUAGGGAUUUUGAUGAGAUAGACAAUGGCUAUGAUGUGGAAACCACGAUAGUUCUACCGGAGGGGGAAAUUCACUAUGUGACCUUCGUAGUGUGCGACAGAUCAGGCAAUUGCAUUGCCUACGACGCUGACGAAGACUCGGACAUUGCCCUAGUGGAAUUGACGCCAGAGCAGGACGACCCGUGCCUUGCAACAAUUACAGAUGACAGCACUAUCGAGGGCAACUGGGAUGGCACUUGCCCCUCUGGACGGGAGCCUGAACCGUAUGGGGGUAGCGGCGACAGGUACGCGCGCUACUACACGUUCACGCUCAGUGCGACUUCCAAUACCACCAUUGCUCUGACGUCGAGCGACUACUACUAUAGCCAAAAGACAGGUGAGUUCACGCUGGAAGUGAGCGGCAUUAGCAAACCGCCCGAGGAUGCGGACUGCUCUUCCGGCAUUGCGGUGACCGAUCCCGAUGACAACCCGGGUCUCGUGUCGGAUUGCGAGGUGCUGCUUGCGGCGCGGGACAUUCUGGCGGGCAGCGCGGGUUUGAACUGGUCGGCGGACAUUCCGAUAGAGGAGUGGGACGGUAUAAGGAUCGUCGGGUCGCCAGAGCGGGUGGACUCGCUGACUCUCAACGACCUCGGGCUGAAUGGCGUGAUUCCUGCGGAGUUGGGCCUACUUGCUCACCUGUUUCUGCUUAGCUUAUCAGGCAACGACUUGAGUGGACCGAUACCGUCUGAAUUGGGUGACCUGGGGGAUCUUGCAAUUCUGUCUCUCAGCGGCAACAACUUGAACGGGGCAAUUCCUCACGAACUCGGUGACAUUCCGUAUCUGACUAUUCUUGACCUUUCCAGCAAUCAACUCACCGGCGAGAUACCGCCCGAGCUAGGCAAAUUGACUGAUCUUCUGGAACUACACCUAGAUCGAAAUCAGCUGGUUGAUGUCAUCCCUGACGAACUGGCCGAACUGGAAAAUCUGCAAUCGUUGUAUCUGGCAGGCAACGACCUCACGGGUUGCAUACCCGACGGGCUGAAAGAUAUUGAUGCCAGCGACUACGCCAACCUAGGAUUGCUCUUCUGCGACGGCACCCCUGUCGUGCCGCUGCCAUCAGACCCCUGCGUGGUGGAUAUGGGUGACUUUGAGUCGCGACUCGAAGUUAUCGACAAUUUCUGGGAAGAGCAGUGCGAGUCGACGAACAGGCCCGACGACGGUGAAUAUUAUGCUCGCUUCUUCACCUUCGAUCUGAGCGUUGAAGCCGACGUAACGAUCACGCUGGAAUCUAAUCCGGAUGCGUACUUGUACCUGCUGGAAGGGGAUGGACAGCGAGGAUCUGUGCUCUUCGAGGAUGACGAUACGGAGGGCACGAAUCCUCGGAUACGGACCACCUUGCAGCCGGGUAGCUACACGGUCGAAGCGACAACUUACGAAAUUGGCGUUACAACCGGCGAUUUCAGGAUCGGAGUGGAGACGGAUGAGUUGAAUGGGCGUCCGCCGAUUACUGCGUGGAACCAACCCCAAGGGUUCUUUCAGGUCAGACGUUUGGCUUAA
This is a messenger RNA of Geodia barretti, 2550 nucleotides long. NCBI's taxonomy places the organism in Eukaryota, Metazoa, Porifera, Demospongiae, Tetractinellida, Geodiidae. The record is from the annotation of a GenBank genome assembly.